This is a messenger RNA of Spathaspora passalidarum NRRL Y-27907, 2016 nucleotides long. RefSeq names its product tRNA modification protein (gene MTO1). Gene Ontology annotation, molecular function: flavin adenine dinucleotide binding. Lineage: Eukaryota; Fungi; Ascomycota; Pichiomycetes; Serinales; Debaryomycetaceae. The transcript has a single exon. The record is from RefSeq and is a predicted model, not a curated record. Gene Ontology annotation, cellular component: cytosol. The coding region runs from base 1 to 2016 and encodes 671 amino acids. Gene Ontology annotation, biological process: tRNA methylation; tRNA wobble uridine modification.
AUGUUUAGACCAACAUUAAAACCAAGACAUAUUAGUGUCAUACAAAAAAGGUCCAUCAUACUUAAUGCAGACCUUCAAGCCAAAUUAGCAGAGUCUGCUCACCACCCAGUCAUAGUCAUAGGUGGGGGACACGCCGGAUGUGAAGCAGCCACCGGGUCUGCUAGAUCAGGAACAUCCACAACACUAAUAACUCCUCAUGUGGACAAAAUAGGAACAGCAUCAUGUAAUCCAAGUAUGGGUGGUGUAGGGAAAGGAACCCUCCUCCGAGAAGUCGACGCAUUAGACGGUGUGGCGGCACGUAUAACUGACUUGGCUGGUAUUCAUUUCCGAAUCUUGAACAGUUCUCGGGGUGCUGCUGUUCACGGUCCCCGUGCUCAAAUCGAUAGAAAGAUAUACUUGAACGAAAUGCAAAAGGAGAUAUUGAACUAUCCUAAUUUGAACGUGUUGCAAGCUUCUGUCGAGGAUAUCAUUAUUGAACCAAGUGUGGACCAAGACAGCACUGGGAGGAAGUUUGGUACUGUUCGUGGUGUUAUACUAGGCGACAACACCAUAUUAGCCUGUGAUAAAGUCGUGGUCACUACCGGGACGUUCCUUGGUGGAGAGAUACAUAUUGGACUUAAGGCAUACCCAUCAGGUCGUAUUGGUGAAGCCGCUACGUUCGGCUUAUCCAAGACUUUUGCUAAUGCUGGAUUCCGUCUAGGCAGACUUAAGACAGGUACUCCAUGUAGAUUAUCAUCUAAAACGAUAGACUACACACACUUGCUACCACAACCAUCAGAUUUCCCACCACAACCAAUGUCAUAUAUGAAUGAUAAAGUUGCCUUACAAGAUCAAUUAGUCACAUGCCAUCAAACCAACACCACCCCAGAGUUCCAUGACCUCAUCCGUGCAAACCUAGACAAGUCAAUUCACAUCAGAGAAACAGUCAAAGGUCCAAGAUACUGUCCUUCCAUCGAAUCUAAGGUCAUUAAGUUUUCGGAUAAGUCACAGCAUACAGUCUGGUUAGAGCCCGAAGGAUUAGAUACCGACUUGGUCUAUCCUAAUGGUAUCUCGUGUACUAUGCCUGCCGAAAUACAGGAAAAACUUGUCAAAAUGAUGCCUGGCUGUGAGAAUGUAACCAUGGUGCAACCCGGAUAUGGAGUGGAAUAUGAUUAUAUCGACCCAAGAGAAUUAAAGAAUACAUUAGAGACUAAGUUAGUCGAUGGGUUGUAUCUUGCUGGUCAAAUCAAUGGGACUACUGGGUAUGAAGAAGCAGCUGCACAAGGUUGUAUUGCUGGUAUAAAUGCGGGAUUGACCCAGAGUGGGAAACAAGCAUUAGAUAUUAAGAGAAGUGAUGGGUAUAUUGGUGUUUUAAUUGACGAUUUGAUAACCAAGGGUGUCGAAGAACCAUAUAGAAUGUUUACUUCAAGAUCAGAAUUCAGAAUCAGUAUCAGAUCAGAUAAUGCCGACAGAAGACUUACGGAAAUGGGCUACCAAGCUGGUGUAGUUGGAGAAAAGCGUUAUCAGCAUUACACGGACGAAAUGAAACAAUUCGAACAAAUCAAAGAGCAUUUACAAAGCGUAAGAAUUAGUGGCGCUAAAUUAUCACCUUACGUGAAGAACAUUUCAACCAGACCAGGAUUUGUAGUAGAUGCCUGGAAAUUACUUUCAUACAAAGAUAUCUCAUUCGCCGACUUCCUUCCAUACCUUGAACAAUUCAACAACGGGAAACUUCCUUCAAUUUAUGAAAACUUGUCAGACAGACUCAUUAACAGAAUCACUGUCGAGGGAAAUUAUGAUCCAUUCAAAAACGCAGAAUUAAAACACUUACACGCUUACAACUCAGACGAGAACUUGAAAUUACCUGAAAAUUACACAUAUACCAACGUGGGAAAUCUCAAACUUUCUCAUGAAGUUUGCGGGAUCUUAAAUACCAUUCAACCAAAGACUAUUGGACAAGCAAGAAGAAUCCAAGGUGUUACCCCAGCUGCAAUUUUCGAAUUGUACAAAUUAAUCAAGCGAACUGCUGCUGUAUAA